This is a messenger RNA of Helianthus annuus (common sunflower), 1457 nucleotides long. Its product is annotated as casein kinase II subunit beta-1. Gene Ontology annotation, cellular component: protein kinase CK2 complex; cytoplasm. The transcript has 5 exons. The record is from RefSeq and is a predicted model, not a curated record. The coding region runs from base 218 to 1087 and encodes 289 amino acids. Gene Ontology annotation, molecular function: protein kinase regulator activity. Lineage: Eukaryota; Viridiplantae; Streptophyta; Magnoliopsida; Asterales; Asteraceae.
CCCUAAUUUCCUCCAUCAAUUUCUUCCCCAUUCAAAAAUCAAAUCUUAUUCUUCAUCCUCUCAACUCCACGUUAGAUUCCUCUCUCUCUCUCUCUCUCAACAUCUCUUCAAUUCAUCCAAUUAACCACAAAUAUGCUUCCAUUUCAUUUUUAACCUCCACCUAUACAUACACCCACCCAAAUACAUACACCCACCCAAAAAUAUACGUAUAUUAUACAUGUACAGGCACCGCGGCAGCUCGGUAUCGCGGCCGGAGAUGGUGGGAGGAGGAGGCGGUGGCGGAACGGCCUCGUUUGAUCGGAAACGAAUAAACGAUGCGUUGGAGAAAACAUCAUCUUCUUCAACCGUUAGGGUUUUGAAUAAAGAGAAAGAGAAAGAAAAGGAAAAAGAAAAAGAAAAAGAGAAAUUGUCUGUGGCUUCUACUUCCACCAUCGCCACCACCAAAAUCGAGGGCUCAGAUGAGGAAUCCGAAACAGACAGUGAGGAGGAAUCUGACGUUAGCGGUUCUGACGAGGACGAUACUUCUUGGAUUUCAUGGUUUUGCAACCUACGAGGAAACGAAUUCUUUUGUGAAGUUGACGACGAGUACAUUCAAGACGAUUUCAAUCUAUGUGGGUUAAGCAGUCAAGUUCCUUACUUUGAUUACGCACUUGAUCUUAUUCUAGACGUAGAGUCCUCUCACGAUAUGUUCACUGAAGAGCAGAACGAACUUGUUGAAUCAGCAGCUGAGAUGUUAUAUGGCUUGAUACAUGUUCGUUAUAUAUUGACUACAAAAGGAAUCUCUGCAAUGUUGGAGAAAUACAAAAACUAUGACUUUGGACGGUGUCCAAGAGUUUAUUGCGCCGGUCAACCUUGCCUUCCGGUUGGCCAGUCAGACAUACCACGUUCAAGUACCGUGAAAAUAUAUUGUCCCAAGUGCGAAGACAUCUACUACCCUCGAUCCAAAUACCAAGGCAAUAUCGAUGGCGCCUAUUUCGGAACCACCUUCCCUCACUUGUUCUUGAUGACUUACGGCCACCUGAAGCCGCAAAAAGCAACACAAAGCUACGUACCAAGAGUAUUCGGCUACAAGCUCCAUAAACCAUGACCACGGAUCCGCCCGCCCGCCUUCCAGUUUUGCUUGAAAUCCCGUGUCUAUUCAAUUCUACAUCAAGCCAGGUUGGUUAAAACCGUAGUAGAUAUGUCUGAAAAAGGUGGAAACUUGAUGAUUUGGCGAAUAGUGGAUCGUUUCUGGCCUGUCUACUUUUGAGCAAAAACUUGAUAUGGUGUUAGCAUAGUAGUUGCAAGUCAACUUUUUUUUUUAAUUAUUAUUAUUAUUAAAUAUAAUUGGUUUUGAAGUUUACAUCGAAAUUCACUUGGCUUUGUAGUAGAUAUUUUUUUUUUUUUUUUGCCUGACAUGUUAACUUUUUGGAAGUGUUAUUUAAAGGGCAUGUUCAAUGGCAAGCUGGCAACCAUGA